Molecule: messenger RNA, 1494 nt
Organism: Coregonus clupeaformis (lake whitefish)
Lineage: Eukaryota; Metazoa; Chordata; Actinopteri; Salmoniformes; Salmonidae
Exons: 3
Coding region: 358-1002 (214 amino acids)
Source: RefSeq, a predicted model, not a curated record
CAGUAAGAGGGACAAUUGGGAUAAACAGCUCACAGAUGACAGAGUUGAUGAGUCGGUCAGUUUGGAUGAUGUGGAUAGAAGUCGUAACUAAACUAAAUUGUAUGUGACAGACAUCGGUGUGCUACAGCAGUAGAGACUCAAGGAGCCCAGAAAUAACCAAGUCAGAAAAAGACUCAGAGGGGGGUGUGUGCAUUUCAAGAGGCUUGGGUCGCAGCAGGUGCCUCCUCUGACUCAGACAUACACACGCCGCGCCCGUUCCUUAUACGGACAUAUUCCUAGUCCAGUUCACCUUGCCACACACACACACACACUCUACGGCUGUGCCCUUGCCCAGUACCAUUUCAGAGAACCUGAAACAUGGAAGGCUCCAGAAUCUCUCUCCAUCUUCUCUUCUUCCUUCUGAUUGGACAAGCUUCACACACCAGCAGUACUCAGCCUCAGACCACUGUGGCCAUAGAUCCACCUGACCUAAACUCCACUACCCCAGAGGAAAACGGCACAACCCUCCAUUACCCCUCCCCAGACACCUCCAGCUCCCCCACGGAGGCCACCCCGGGCUGCCUCAUUGAGCGCCAGAUGGGCCUCAUAGUAGUGGCCUGCGCCGGGGUCCUGGUCCUGUGUCUGCUGGUCUCUACUGUGGUCCUGGCCUGCCAGGUGUGCCGUCUUAGGCGCCAGGCCCGUGCCCCUCACCCCGCCCGCAGUAACAUGUACGUGGUGAGUGGCACAGGCUACUGCGACACGGCGCACACCGAGGGGGGUAUAGUGGGGCCCUGCGAUGCCAGCGUCAUGUUGGAGGAGGUGCAGGUGGAUGGAGAGGAGGAUGAAGAGCAGGGGGAAGAAGAGUGGGAUGAAAGGGAGGAGCAGGAAAGAGAAGGGGUAAGGAGCCAAACGGGGGAUUUGGGAACAACUGGAGAAAUGGCCACGCAGAUGCAGUGUUCCAGCUCCAGGGAUUCGUGUCUGGAAGUCCCCCAGGAUCUAGAGAACAUGCCCCUAGUGGUUUGAGGAGAGCAUUGCAUGCACUCCCUCUAGCCUCAGAGAGCCAUGACUGGCUUGGAGCUGAACUUCACUCAGCCACAGAUAUCAACAUGCUAGAUCAGCUCCAGUCUUGUGCCUCAACAAGUCAAGACCAAGAAUAUUUGUUAUUUUUUCUAAGUACUCCAGCUAUAUGUAAUCAAUUUUAGGAGCUUUUACAUAUUUGCUUUGUAAACUGCAUUAAUCUGAUGUCAUUUUGAUUUCUAUGGAGAACUUUUGAAUUGGUGAUAGGCUAUCGGGAAGGGAAAGGGGAAUACCUAGUCAGUUGUACAACUGAAUGCAUUCAAGACAUUAAUUUGAAAUAAUGUGCUACGAACAGCACACUACUGCCAACUGCCCAAGUUAUUUACCCUUACUGCAAAGGUUCAGGAUCUUUGUAUGGGUGGAUCAUUUACAUUUUAGUCAUUUAGCAGACGCUCUUAUCCAGAGCGACUUACAGGAGCAAUUAGGUUAAAGUGCCUU